AUGCCAAUUGCAAGUGCCACAUCUGCAACGGCUAUUCAGUUCUUCAGAUCCAUCGUUUUCCAUUUUGGUGUUCCUCACAGCAUCAUCACAGACAAUGGAAGCAACUUCAAGGAAGCUGACUUUCAAGACUUCUGUGAGCAGAUGGGGAUCCGAAUCAACUACGCUGCAGUCGCGCACCCGCAGACAAAUGACCAGGUCGAAAAGGCCAAUGGUCUGCUCACUGAAGGCAUGCAUAAAAGGUUGAUGACACCCUUGCGGAGAGCAGCUGGCGCGUGGGUCGAAGAACUCCCCUCGGUACUCUGGAGCCUUCGAACUACACCAAAUUCUUCCAGGCAGUUCACCCCUUUCUUUAUGGUGUACGGGGCAGAAGCAGUGCUGCCAUCUGAGGUGAGGUAUAAUACACCUCUGGUCGCAGCAUACGCCGGACCAGAUUGCACAGAAGGUAUGGAAGAUUCACUCGACGCAACAGAUGAGGCAUGCGACAUCGCCCUCGCUCGGACAUAA
Molecule: messenger RNA, 504 nt
Organism: Brachypodium distachyon (stiff brome)
Lineage: Eukaryota; Viridiplantae; Streptophyta; Magnoliopsida; Poales; Poaceae
Exons: 2
Coding region: 1-504 (167 amino acids)
Biological process (GO): DNA integration
Molecular function (GO): nucleic acid binding
Source: RefSeq, a predicted model, not a curated record